AAAAACAGUAAAGCUGGGAGCUUUGCUUAAAAAAAGUGCUGAAGCACAUAAUUAACCGGCGCUGUGAUGUGGCCUUCGCUCCGUGGGUUAGGUCACUGGGAGGGAAUGUGGAAAGGGAGAGCAGCUGGGAAACAGAUCAAAGAUGAAGGCUGUGCUCUUUAUUUUCUGAUCUCCCCGAGGAGGGCCUGUGGGACUGUACAGAACUUGUGAUGUGUAGGGGAAGGGGGGAAGGUGGGGAAAACCGGGUGGAUCGGGGAAGGGCAAGGGAGGGAUAAUAGGAAGGGGGUGUUAAAGGGGUUGGUUGUGGGUAAGCAGCAUGCCCUGUGCCUGGUCACUGCUGUCUGUCCCAUUUUCUCUCUAAAUCCUUUUUCUCUCUCCAUGUAACAUCCCUCCACCCACGCCAGGUGCUGUGCCGUGCAAGGGGCAGCAGCUGGGGUAGGGGCUGUGGUCAUCAGGACCCUGGGCUGGGCUGGCAGCAGCAGGGCACGAGGGAUGGGACCCUCUUCUGUCCCCCAACUGUGGCAGGGGACAUGGAGAAGCAGAAGAAAAGAUGGGUAAAGCUCUUGGAAAUCUUUCCUUGAAGCCUUUGUGCUUUAUGCAGCAGCCCAUUAACCCCGGUUGACUGCAGUGUGCCUUCCACCUUAAAAAUCCCUGCCUGUUAGCCAAGCAGAGAGAUGUCCUCACACUACAGGGGAAAAACAAAUACUUGCUGCCAAUCCUGGCAGAUGCUGUCAGCUCUGCAUCUGCAUAUCAGCCCCUGGAUGGGAAUAAAAAGCACUCGCCUGCCCAGCCUGGCUCGGGGUCACGCUCCCGGCCGGGCACGGGGCUCUCAUGGAGCUCUGGGCAGCUCUCCUCUGUGCCUUGGUGGCAUCGCUGCUCGGUGGGCUCUACCUCCUGGGUGCCUUCCGGAGCCGAAGACCCAAUGAGCCCCCUCUGGACAAAGGUGUCAUCCCCUGGCUGGGCUACCUGCUGGAUUUCCGAAAGAACAGUUCCGAGUUUCUAAAAAAGAUGCGGAGGAAACACGGGGAUAUUUUCACGGUGCUGAUCGGAGGCCAUUACUUUACCUUUGUGAUGGACCCUUUCUCCUUUGGAGCCAUCAUGAAGGAAUCACGAUCUAAGCUAGAUUUCAGGUCCUUCGCAUCUAAAUUGGUCCUCCAGGUGUUCGGCUACAAGCCCAUCCAAGCCAGCCAGAGCACGAUGCAUGCUUUGAGCAUGAAGCACCUGACGGGAGAUGGGCUCAGCCUCCUGACAAAGGCCACCAUGGGCAACCUUCAGAAGCUGAUGUUUUCCAAGCUGAGCUCAGGAGAGGAGAAGCGACCGUGGCAAGAGGACAACCUCUUCCACUACUGCUACAACAUCGUCUUCAGAGCCGGGUACCUGGCACUGUACGGCACGGAGUCCCACAGAGGGGUAGAUAACGAGGAGGAGGCUAACGAGCGAGAUCUCGUUAACUCCAACCAGCUGUUCAAUGAGUUUCGGAAGUACGACCACCUCUUCCCUUGCCUGGCCUAUGCUAUGUUGCCCCCCAAGGACAAACUUGAAGCUGAGCGGCUGAAGAGGUUCUUCUGGAGCACGCUGUCCGUGAGGAGGAGCUGUCAGAAGGACAACGUCAGUGGGUGGAUAACCGAUCAAGACCAAUUUCUGGUAGAAAAUGGUGUCCCUGAGUACAUGCGGGAUCGUUUCAGGUUUAUGCUCCUCUGGGCAUCCCAAGGCAAUACAGGCCCCACUGCCUUCUGGCUCCUCCUCUACCUUAUGAAGCAUCCAGACGCCAUGAGGGCUGUGAAGGGAGAGGUAGAGAAGGUCUUGAGGGAGAACGGCCACAAGGUGAAGGCUGGGAGCCCACCAACUGACAUCACCAGGGACAUGUUAAACCAGACUCCUCUUCUGGACAGUGCCCUGGAGGAGACCCUGAGGCUGGUGGCAGCCCCGUUGCUGGUCAGAGCCAUCCUCCAGGAGAUGAGCCUGGAGAUGAGCAAUGGCACGGAGUAUGUGCUCCGCCAAGGAGACAGGGUGGCUCUGUUCCCACACCUCUCCGUGCAGAUGGACCCCGAAAUCUACCCCGAGCCUCACAAAUUCAAGUACGAUCGCUUCGUAAACCCAGAUGGCACCAAGAAAGAUUUCUACAAGGAUGGGAAACGGCUGAAAUACUUCAACAUGCCUUGGGGGGCGGGCGUAUCCAUCUGUCCUGGGCGGUUCUUCGCCACCACCGAAAUUAAAUUGUUUGUCUUCUUGAUGCUGGCUCACCACGACCUGGAGCUGGUCGAUGGCGAAGAGGAGAUCCCAGCCAUCGAUGUCAGCCGCUGGGGUUUUGGGACCAUGCAGCCCAUCCAUGAUGUUCGCUUCAGGUACCGGCGGCGCUUCUGAGAAGGCCUGGUUGUGGUUUUUGGUUGUUGUUCAGGUGUUAUCUGUGAAAUAAACUGCCAGAUCGCA
Molecule: messenger RNA, 2430 nt
Organism: Anas platyrhynchos (mallard)
Lineage: Eukaryota; Metazoa; Chordata; Aves; Anseriformes; Anatidae
Gene: CYP8B1
Product: cytochrome P450 family 8 subfamily B member 1
Molecular function (GO): sterol 12-alpha-hydroxylase activity; iron ion binding; heme binding
Source: RefSeq, a predicted model, not a curated record